AUGGACGCGGUUCUUCGCACGCAUACGCUUCCUCAGGCGCUCGCACUUCUUGAUAGUAUAUGCCGGGUUCCGUACCGAGCCAAGCGGACAUGGAAAAACCUGUUGUCCUUCCUAGGCACCCUAGACCCUGAAACUCAGAAGACGAUAUACGACACGUUUACCGCUCGAGUAGGGUCAAAGCGUAAAGCGGUCACCCAAAAGGCUGGAGAGUCACGAGAAGCAAAAAAAGCAAGAGUCUUGCGACCAACGACAAGUCAGCCUGGGCCAUCUCAACAACACAAGAUACAAACAGUCGACGAUCUAAUCGAAGGUCCAUUUCUUAGAACCCAGGACGAAGGGACAAUCGAGCGCUGUAUCACCAAAUUUAUUGAUCGCACCAAUAACCAGACGCUACAGAAGAAGACCUGUGUUGUGUGUGCCCGUCGGCUAUUUGCAAAAAACAUACAGAUUCUUGCUCUUACCGAUAUCCCCAACCGUCAUGUACUCAAACCCACACACGGUCACCCAUCUCAUGUCCUCGUGGAUGGUGCAUUAUUCCACUCUACUGUCGACAUCAAUGGCCUCAACCCCGUUUGCGACACGUGUGUCCGUGAACUCGUCAAAUGCAACAUGCCCAAGCUUUCACUCGCAAACAACAUGUGGGUUGGCGACAUACCCUUCCAGCUCUCUAUCCUUACCUUACCUGAACAACUCCUCGUAUCCCUUUAUUUCCCGGUCGCGUAUAUUUUCAAGAUUUACCCCAAAAAUGUCAGGCCACGGGGUGACUAUGAAGCCGACGCCACACUCCCGUUCACGACCGAAAAGUUGAGGGGGAAUGUCUCGACAUUCAGGCUACCAACGACGGAGAUAGCACAUAUGGUGGCGGGACAACUAGUUCCUCGCCCAUCUUUGUUGCUAGCUGCUGUGAUUGGAGUAACAUUCAUAGGCGUCAACCGGACCGCAUUGAAACAUAUGCCCGGUAUGUUGCGCAAGAAAAUCUUCGAAGCGUUACCAGAAGACGACAUUCCGACCGAAAUUCUGGAAAAUAUAAGUCUCUCGUCAGAUGUCGACGCAGUCGGUCGGGAACACGCCGGCUAUGUACCUAAUCCUGAUACGGACGGCGAAGAAGGGUCUGCAAACGACGAAGGUUUCUCAGAUCCGACAGAGAUCGACACCCAAGAUGGGGACCCUCUCGACGAUCAUUCUCCUGACGAACCAUUUACAAGUGCAAGUGAAGAUGGACCACCCGUAUUUCCUCUACAAACUCACGGUGUUCUGGACAUCGGAGGCGACAAUAUUCCAGAUGACACGCUAUUCUCCCAUGCGGUAGAGAACGCCAAGCAUUUGUCAACGAAUACGCUCGCGUCGACGAAAAACCACGAACGAUUUGAUGGAGGGGCAACCAACCCAAACCAUUUACUUGGUGCAUUCCCCAUGCUAUUUCCCUACGGGUACGGCGGAUUUGAAGUUGACCGCGAACGCAAAGUCACCUACGAAGAACACGUUAAAUGGGCGCUGCAGUAUCACGACCUUCGUUUUCGAAAACACACCUCAUUCGCCUUCCAAGCCUUCGGGGUACUGCUAAAGCGACAAGUAUGUCGUUCGGCCAAACUGCAAAUGGAUCGCAACCAGUUCCUGGCAAAUCAAACAGCAUUCAAGUUGCUUACUCCGAAAGACUUUCUGAAAGCCAACGAAGACGAACUUGCCGGUCGAUCUAUCUCGAAUCCGACCAUCCGUCUCUUGCGCAAGCAUAUAUCGACAGUACGAGCGCGUGUCCAAGGUACAGACGAAAGUCGGGUAUCAAUCAGAGCGCAGAUAUGGGGUAUGACAAUCAAAUAUAACCCACCGACACUCUGGCUCACCAUCAACCUGUCCGAUACCAACGACCCCAUCGCUCAAGUUCUCGCAGGCCAAGCAAUCGACCUCGACAAUUUUGUGGCCAAGACAGGGCCGAACGCCACGAUGCGAGGAAAUGUUAUGAGCGCAGAUCCUUUCGCUGCGGCAGAGUAUUUUCAUCUCGUCAUCGGAAUUCUACUCGACGAAAUGAUAGGGAUUAACGUCGGGGUCCAUGGUGCUAUAAAUCGAAAAGAAGGAAUCUUCGGCCUGGUAAAUGGAUACAUCGGAACAGUUGAAGCGCAAGCUCGAGGUUCGCUACACUUACACAUUCUGUUCUGGCUGAAAGACGCCCCAACCUCGUCACUAAUGCAACAAGCACUUCAAAGCGAGAAAUUUAGAUCGAAGAUCAAAGCUUUCAUCAAGAACAACAUCCGUGCCGACGUUGCAGGCGAUAUCCUUCCCCAACAAGCUCGAACCCGCGGACGAGCAGGUGUUUCCUAUUCGCGGCCAAUAGACCCGCGCAAGGAAGGGUAUCACGAAAAGAUACUACGAUCCGAAUCCCACAACGCCGCGAUCCUGCAAAGCCACGAAUGUACGAUAUAUUAUUGCCUCAAAUCGGUGAAAGGAGGUAUCGCAUGUAAGCGUGGCUAUCCCUGGCUCACUUACCCCGACGAUUGGGUAGACGCAGAAGGGAACUGGGGACCUCGUCGUCGUUAUCCAUUCCUUAACCCUUGGAACCCGCCUAUAUCCCGCGUCACCCGCUGCAACAUGGACAUUAAACUUCUCACCAAUGCCUGCGAGACAAAGGAUAUCGGAUUUUAUAUCACUCUUUACAUCACCAAGAAACAAGUACAAGCCGCCAAUGCAUCAGCUGUCCUAGCGCAAAGCCGGGCGUUCUUACAAGACGACAAACCAGCGAAUACAACCAGAACAAUCGGGAACAAAGAAGAGUUGCGUAAGAUCAACCUACGCCUGCUCGAACAAUGCGCCAAUACACUCAGUCGCCAGUACGAAAUGAGUGGACCGGAGGUCAUGAGUUACCUUAUGGGAUGGGGAGAUCGUUAUAUCUCCCAUACAUUUAUCAAAAUUUACUGGGAUUCGAUGGUCGCCAGUCUCUAUAGAGCCUUUCCUUCCCUCAAACUCAUGGACCGUUCCGACGGAGAUCCAACCGAUCAUCCGCAAUCAGAGUCGCGACCUAUCGUAUUAGAAAAUGGGUCAUUCACGCUCCAAGAUCAGCUGGGACAAUAUGCGGAUAGAGGGAUAGAGCUCGAAUCGAUGAACCUCUACGAUUUCUUUCUCUCCACAUAUCACGUGUCACCGACUACCGACAUAUCCGAUCAACAUCCACCCGCUGGGAAGGGGCUCGAGUUAUUCGAGGAGAGCGACAAGAAACGGCGCUUCAUAUCAUGGGCAAGUGGCUCCCUCGUAACGAUGAUCUAA
Molecule: messenger RNA, 3255 nt
Organism: Mycena indigotica
Lineage: Eukaryota; Fungi; Basidiomycota; Agaricomycetes; Agaricales; Mycenaceae
Product: ATP-dependent DNA helicase
Exons: 9
Coding region: 1-3255 (1084 amino acids)
Source: RefSeq, a predicted model, not a curated record